Molecule: messenger RNA, 507 nt
Organism: Capsella rubella
Lineage: Eukaryota; Viridiplantae; Streptophyta; Magnoliopsida; Brassicales; Brassicaceae
Product: WPP domain-containing protein 3
Exons: 1
Coding region: 1-507 (168 amino acids)
Biological process (GO): lateral root development; mitotic cell cycle
Source: RefSeq, a predicted model, not a curated record
AUGGCCGAUACAAUAAAAACCACCGUAACAUCGCCGCAGCCAGAAUCAGAAAGAAGCUGCGUCAAAAGAAGCAGAUCGGAGGAACUAGUUGCUGCUAUAAACGAAGAAAGGAAGAAAAAUGGAGAAACCCUAAUAUCGCUGAAGAAGAUGGCAGACACCGCCGAGGAAUUAGUUGCUGCUAUAAACGAAGAAAGGAAGAAACAUGGAGAAACCUUGUUGUCCGUUUGGCCGCCGAGUCAGCAAAGUCGCGAGUAUGGAGUGAAUUGGAUGAUCGAUACGUUGUCCAAAGACUCGUUCCUCACCAAACGAUACGGAAAAUUUAAACCUGAGGAAGCCUCGGCCGUGGCGAAAUCUAUCGAGGAAGAGUCUUACGUCGUCGCGUCAAAGGUUGUGUCCGCUUAUGGGAUUAAGAAUCUUGACGUCUACGGCACAGAGAUUGGUGAUCGCAUAAACCAAUGUGCCAAGGAUCGAUGCAAAACCAAUGGGACUAUUAAAUCAACAAGUUGA